Papilio machaon (common yellow swallowtail) is the source of this 1583-nucleotide messenger RNA. RefSeq names its product glutamyl-tRNA(Gln) amidotransferase subunit B, mitochondrial (gene GatB). Gene Ontology annotation, biological process: glutaminyl-tRNAGln biosynthesis via transamidation; mitochondrial translation. NCBI's taxonomy places the organism in Eukaryota, Metazoa, Arthropoda, Insecta, Lepidoptera, Papilionidae. The coding region runs from base 1 to 1572 and encodes 523 amino acids. Gene Ontology annotation, molecular function: glutaminyl-tRNA synthase (glutamine-hydrolyzing) activity. The record is from RefSeq and is a predicted model, not a curated record. The transcript is spliced from 5 exons.
AUGAAGUAUAUUUAUGUAACAAAACCCGUAAUAAAGUGGAAUACAUGUUUAAAUUAUGUUAAACGAAAUCAUUCGACCAAUCUUAAUACAAAGUGGCAAAGCGUAGUUGGUUUAGAAGUGCACGCUCAGUUAAAUACAGAGUCUAAACUAUUUUCUGGUGCUCAAAACACUUUUGGUGGCUUGGUGAAUAACUGUGUAUCAUUAUUCGAUGCGGCUAUACCGGGUACAUUGCCAGUACUAAACAGAAAAUGUGUAGAACUUGGUGUAAUAACAGCCUUAGCACUUUCAUGCAGAGUGAAUGAAGUGUCGUCGUUCGACAGAAAACAUUAUUUUUAUGCAGAUUUGCCUGCUGGGUAUCAAAUAACACAACAGAGAGCUCCUUUAGCUAGUGAUGGAGUUAUACACUUUCAGGUAUUUACUCCGGGUAUCCACAAAAAGCCUUACAAAAAGAGUUCCAAAAUAAAGCAAAUCCAAUUAGAACAAGACAGCGGCAAAUCACUUCAUGACAGUGAGUUGAAGAGAAGUCUAGUUGAUCUGAACAGAGCGGGGGCACCUUUGAUAGAACUUGUAUUUGAACCAGAUUUAGAGGAUGGGGAGGAGGCAGCUGCAUUGGUUAAGGAACUUGUGUUGAUAGUGCAGAGGCUCGGCGCUUGCUCGGGUCGCAUGGAAGAAGGUGCAUUACGAGUGGAUGCUAAUGUCUCACUAAGAAAGUUUGGUGAGCCUCUAUCUACUAGAACUGAAAUUAAAAAUAUCGGGUCAAUUCGUGGUGUUGCUGGUGCUGUCAGACAUGAGAUUGAACGACAGAGAACCAUUCUGGACAAUGGCGGACACAUAAUUAAUGAAACGCGCUCCUGGGAUGCCACCAAUAAAGUCACAAUUGCUAUGCGAGACAAAGAAGUCGUUCAAGAUUACAGGUAUAUGCCAGAACCGAACUUACCACCUCUUCGGGUUAAUUUACAUACAAAAGAAGACACACAAGAUGUAAUCAGCGUUCCCCUUAUUAAGGAUACUAUACCGGAACUUCCAGAAGAUUCUAGAAGGAAACUUAUUGAGGAAUACGACUUAAGAGAAAUAUCAGCCAUACAACUUGUCAAUCAACCAGCUCUGUUGCAUUAUUUCUACCAAUUAGUAUCAGAUGUCGCUAGAAACCCUACUAAAGUAGCCAAUCUUUUACUUAAUGAUCUCUUGACUGUACUUAACAAAAGGAAAGUUGAUGUUGAACAUUGUACAAUAACUGUGGAUCAAAUGAAAGAUUUGACGGACGCUUUAUUAAAUAAAACAAUAAAUUUAGACAUAUAUAGAAAAUUACUUGACGAACUUUUCGACAGACCGAUCGAUUUUUCAGUAUUAGAAAUUAUUAAAGAAAAAGGUUGGACUUUAGAAACUGACGAAACAGUUAUUGAACAGAAAUGCAAAGAAGUUCUCGACAACAAUCCAAAGCUAGUUAAGAAAUACAAAGAGGGAAAAGUAAAAAUGUUGAAUUCGUUAUUAGGGAUUUUAGCUAAAACAACUUCUAAUAAAAUGGAUAUGGCGGUAGCUACUAAGAAAAUGGAGGAAUUGUUAAAAAAAUAAAUAUAUAGUUC